Eurytemora carolleeae is the source of this 1756-nucleotide messenger RNA. RefSeq lists its product as uncharacterized. The transcript has 10 exons. The record is from RefSeq and is a predicted model, not a curated record. Bases 568 to 1083 code for a protein of 171 amino acids. NCBI's taxonomy places the organism in Eukaryota, Metazoa, Arthropoda, Copepoda, Calanoida, Temoridae.
AAGUGGAAUUCAGCGGUUUAAAGAGAAAAGUUGAGUAGUCGAGUAGUUCCUUUCUAUCAGAUCAGUUUAUUCACACAUACUAGUAUAGAAACAACGAUACAAGGUUAUGAAGUACAGCAGACUGAAAGUUUUGGAGGCUGGUGGUGCCCGAAACCAAAACCAGCUGAUCUCUCACUAGACAGUGAACAGCUGAAGAAACCAGUCAAAAUCCUCCGACGCCUGUACUCUACCCCCUCCUUCCCUUUCAUUCUCUCUAGGGAGCUCAGCUGAACAGUUCGCAGAGUUAUUCUCUCCUCAUUCCCGCAUUUAGGAACUGUUCAGUCAUGUUUCAGUGACAGCUGGCCUGUUCUAGUGACAGCGGGACAGUUCCAGUGACAACUGGUUAGUUUCUAGUGACAGCGGGACGGUUUUCAGUGACAGCUGGACAGUUUAUAGUGACUGCUGGACUGUUACAGUGACAGCUGGACAGUGUCCCGUGACAGCUGAACAGUUUCCAGUGACAGCAUAUGUGAAAGAUGAGCUAUUAGACAAUUUACUGUUUUAUAGAAGAACAUAUUUACAUCAUCUAUGGAGGGGGUACGAAAAUUAAGUUAUACUAAGAUGUUGUUGAAGAUUGAAGAAGAGAGAGAAAAGAGGGAAGAGGAUGUUGUUGACGGGUGCUGUAGCCGUGUAUUUGGAUGUAACGGAGAUAUCCAGGACUGGAGAUCAAAGUAUGUUCGAAUAAUUACCUCCCUGUGGGUUUUAAUUCUCGGCCCACUUUGUGGCUUCCUAGGAGCUUGUGAUUAUAUUCAAAAAACAUGCGAGCUGUUAACUGUGAUUACUAUGGUUUAUUUUCUCACCACUCUACUGUCCUCACAGUUCUCGGGGUUUAGACUAAUGAACCGGUUGUGGAUUCUAGUUGGUAUACUGUGGGUUGCUUCGGGCUGGUACAAGUAUCAUAGAAGAGAGUUCGGAGACGAUCUGGAAAACUUUUUCAACCUGGCUCUGAUUGGUUCUAUAUCUUGGGGUGUGUCUGUACUGGUACCACUGACAUUGACAGACCCUGCUUUCAUCAACUGCUGUCAACUUAUAUCAGCUGUCUAAGCUGUCAGCUGUCAACUUAAAAAUUGUUUCCAGGCUAUCAACACCAGCUGUGUAGGCUGUCAACUAUCAAAAGAGGUCUAACUAUUAGCUGUUUCGACUGUCAACCUAUCAGCUGUCAAAGAGAUCAACCCAUGCAACUGUCUAGACUGUCAACUUAAAUAAUCUAAUAAUCUGUAUAGGCUGUCAACAUCAGCUGUGUAGGUCGCUGUCGAAAGAAGUCAACCUAUAUCAGGUGUCGAAGAGGUCAAUUUAUGUCAGCUAUCUGGACUGUCAACCUAUAUCAGCUGUGUAGGCUGUCAACCUUUAUCAGAUGCCAAAGAGGACUACUAGUUUUAGCUGUGUAGGCUGUCUACUUAUAUCAGAUGUCUAGUUCUCGGCUGUCCACUUAUAUUAGCUGUCCAUAAAUCAGCUGUUAGCUUUUCUUAGCCAUUCAAACACGACGCUGUUAUAAGCUGUUGGCUUGUUUUUAGAGUGUCAGCCAUAAUAGCAGUCACGGCACCAGCCCUGAAGUUACAUUUAAACGUUUUUGCAUUUAAAGAUUAUCAAUAAUUACUAAUUAGGCAUCAAUUUUGAACAUUCGCAAAUUUUAUUAAUCAGCCAGUGAGCUGUGAAACCGCUUUUCUAACUUAUAACAGCUGUUUUUGUAAUAAUACAUUUGUUUUGUUUUAAGGUG